CCUUGUCGAUAUGUUUGUACUCUUCUCUACAGCUACAGCAUAUUCUGGAAUUAACCUUAACUUUGUCGUAGCAUAUCGUAAAACACAUUUAAUCAAAUCAUUUUUUGAACUUCAAAAGGCAAAACAGAACUCAUAAAUUGAUCGAGGAAAAUUUCUUCUGCCGCUAACUUCAGUUAAUUUGAUACUGUUUUUAUCAUUUAAAUCAUAAAAUUUUCCUUCUUUUUAAUCAUUUAUCGGAAGUAAAUAUUUCUCCCUAUAAUAAUUUGUAUCUCCGCAGUGCCGCCUCCCAUUUAUAUAACUACAUAUUUAAAAAAUAGUUUCCCAGAUAACUUUGAAGCUUGAAACCACCGCCUACUUUUAUUAACAGACUGUCGUUACAACAUAACGUGCUCUUUACUGCGCCACAAAAACAAAUUACGGCUGAUCAAAAACCAUUUCAAUAUAAUUGCAUAUUAUAUCUCUUCAAUUCUCUCGGCACUUUUACAAUGAUGCAGUUUCAACCUGUUUCAACGUGGGGCUUAAACACAGGUACAUUCCACCCUAUUUCCAGUCUCAUUAUCCAUGCCGACAGUUCUUUGGUCUCCCAAUAUGGAGAGCUACCUCAGGGUGCCUCAGAAACUCCGCAUCUUCAGAUUUUCUCCCCAUCCUCGUCGUCUUCUAUCCCUUUGCUCUCGGCAGACGGCGACGAUGACGGUGAAAAACGCGACACUAACGACACUGCACGAAUAGCGUCGGGAGUGAUGCACUCUUUGCUUAGUGCGUUCGGUGUUUCGUUCAACCUGAUGGUUCUCAUGAUCAAUUGGCUCGAGUGUCGUCCCUCCCGGCGCACGGGGGCGCCAACCAUGGUUAACAUCAGUCUACUCGCAGUCUGCGAUCUCCUCUACUCGCUCAUGUCAGCUUACUAUGCUGUGGCCAGCUUCUUAGGAGAUCAUAAUUUCCUAGGGGUGUGGUCCUGCCGCAUGAACGGCCUGGAUAUCACCCUCAUGCACAUCAAUAUCUGGAGCACUCUGGCAAUUGGACUGCAGAGGAAGGCCGCAAUCCAGAGUGGCAACAACUACCGAUUCAUAUUCACCCUCAAGACCACCCUCCUUCUGCAACUGGUGGUGUGGGGAAGCGCCAUGCUUCUCGGCAGCUACUUCUUGUACAACUUCGACUACGAUUACGAAACUCAAACUUGCUCCUUUCAGGCGAGCUCGUUCAGUUUCAAUAUGUUCAUCAUACUCGUGUAUUUGCUGUGCUACCUGGUACCUGUAUUGUCCAUCGCCUCCUACUACAAGACAUUCGGCCAAUACUUCCGAGAACAGAUCCGAACCAGCCGACGCAGAGCCACCUUCAACUGCCCACGCAGUGCCCAUCAACGCUUCAUGGACGACCGGAACAAAUUCCUGCACUUCUACAGCUACGCUACCGCCAUUUCAGUAUUCGUCUGCUACACUCCCUUUUUCAACUACCGACUUCUGGUCGCCCUAGACGUCAUGCUCUUUCAUCAGACUAUUAUACAGGCCACUGCAUCAUGGCUGCCGAUUGUGGAGGGAGUGGCCAUAGCUAUCUGUGCACUCAACUCAGUGGCCAACCCAUUCUUCUAUGUCCUGCUUAAACACACCAUCUCCCCCAACAUGGCCGUGGCAUACCAACACCACAUCCCCCGUCUCCCCCUCGGACCACCCAUUCACAGCAACCAAUCCAACUCGAAUGGAAACAAAAAAGACUCCUCUAUGUGUCUGAGAUUCGAUCCCACGCCUCCCGACCAGUGGCCUCCAGCUCCUUCCGGCUCAACCCGCGCCAACAGCAGCAGACACCCCGUGUACCCUUCACAGAGAAAGAGUAAGGCAACAACAGGGGGAUGCAUGGGAAUCGUGAAGGGCAAGACAGCGAACAAAAAUAAGGACCAGGUGUUCUACACAGUGACGGUGCAGAAAACCGGAAGACUCUACCGAUCAGAAGUGAUGUUGAACUUGAGCGACGUCUGAAUGCGCAACUUCUCUUGUUUAGUCUCUUUUAUGCUCAUCUUUAUAGAAGAAUAAUCAGAGCCUCCAAUCAUUUAUAACGACAGAAAACUUCUAUUUUUCACGUUUUUCGUUACUCGAAAAUUAUAUUUUGAUGGUCGAUGCCUAAAUAUGACUCCAUUCUAAACUGAAACACUUCAAAAUUUUGGAUCAACUAUAUUUUAAAAAUCCCGGAUUUAACUAUUAGCGUAUUCCGCUGGCCCACUAAUGGCUAGCAGAUUUUCAUUCGAUGUGCAAGUGUGCUCUUUUCUAGUUUAAAAAAAUCACCAAAACUCUUAUCAAGUGCAUGCCUUUUAAUCCAAAACUUGGCUUGAAACGUCCCUUCAUUCCUUCUAAUAAAAUUCUUGCUAAGUAAUACGACUGUUGUAUUUGCAAUUUAUCGU
Messenger RNA from Symsagittifera roscoffensis, 2389 nucleotides. RefSeq lists its product as uncharacterized. The record is from RefSeq and is a predicted model, not a curated record. Gene Ontology annotation, biological process: G protein-coupled receptor signaling pathway. Gene Ontology annotation, molecular function: G protein-coupled receptor activity. Lineage: Eukaryota; Metazoa; Xenacoelomorpha; Acoela; Convolutidae. The coding region runs from base 486 to 1970 and encodes 494 amino acids. Gene Ontology annotation, cellular component: membrane. The transcript is spliced from 8 exons.